Molecule: messenger RNA, 477 nt
Organism: Mollisia scopiformis
Lineage: Eukaryota; Fungi; Ascomycota; Leotiomycetes; Helotiales; Mollisiaceae
Product: DUF1348-domain-containing protein
Exons: 2
Coding region: 1-477 (158 amino acids)
Source: RefSeq, a predicted model, not a curated record
AUGGCCUCAGCACAAACCGAUGCGGGGAAACCUCCAUUUCCACCCUUCACACUUGAGACAGCUCAGAUCAAAGUCAAAGCUGCUCAAGAUAUGUGGAAUACCAGAGAUCCUCACAAGGUGAAGAAUGGUUAUACCUCUGAUUCCAUCUGGCGAAACAGGGAUACCUUCAUCAGGGGUACAGAUGAGAUUGUGGAAUUCUUGACAAAGAAGUGGGAAAGAGAGAACGGUUAUCGACUUAGAAAGGAACUAUUUUCUUUCACAGAAAAUAAAAUUGCCGUCCAAUUCUGGUACGAGUUUUAUGACACUACUGGUCAAUGGUGGAGGUGCUACGGUCUUGAAGACUGGACGUUCGCUGAGGAUGGACGCAUGAGAAAGAGGCAAAUGAGUGGCAACGAUGUUAAAAUCUCCGAACAGGAGAGAUGGUACAAGGACGGGGUUGAUGUCAACACUGUCGACAUCUCAGAAAAGCAUUGGUGA